Molecule: messenger RNA, 1566 nt
Organism: Zygotorulaspora mrakii
Lineage: Eukaryota; Fungi; Ascomycota; Saccharomycetes; Saccharomycetales; Saccharomycetaceae
Gene: NDI1
Product: NADH-ubiquinone reductase (H(+)-translocating) NDI1
Exons: 1
Coding region: 1-1566 (521 amino acids)
Molecular function (GO): NADH dehydrogenase activity
Source: RefSeq, a predicted model, not a curated record
AUGUUGUCGCACAUCAUUGGUAAACAGCCCGCUUACAGGGCUAGCAGCCGUCUUAUCAGAUUAGCCUCCACGAGCGGUCAGGCAAGGACUACUAGUGUGGAGGAUGUGGGGUCCAGUGCUGGAAGCACUGGACCCACCUCCUUCAAGACCGUGAAAGUUAUCGACACUCAGUACAAUGAUAAGCCCACGGUGGUUAUAUUGGGGUCUGGGUGGGGUGCUAUUUCGUUUUUGAAGCACAUCGACACGAAGCAGUAUAACGUCUCCAUCAUAUCGCCCCGGAACUAUUUUCUUUUCACGCCAUUACUGCCAUCUACGCCGGUCGGGACCGUGGAUGAAAAAUCGAUUAUCGAGCCAGUGGUCAACUUCGCAUUGAGGAAAAAGGGCAACGUGUCGUACUACGAGGCGGAAGCCACGUCCAUAAACCCUGAUAGAAAUACUGUCACCGUCAAAUCGCUUUCAACAGUGCAGCAGUUGACGAAAGAUGAAAAAUUCCUGGGUAUCUCACAGCAGGACGCAGCGGAGAUCAAGUAUAACUAUUUGAUCUCAGCUGUUGGUGCGGAACCUAACACUUUUGGUAUUCCUGGUGUUGAGAAAUACGGUAACUUCCUGAAAGAAAUUCCCCAUUCUCUGCAAAUCAGAGAAAGGUUUGCAAGUAAUUUGGAAAAGGCGAAUUUACUGCCAAAGGGUGACCCAGAAAGAAAAAGAUUACUGACGCUUGUUGUCGUAGGUGGCGGUCCGACUGGUGUUGAGACUGCAGGUGAAUUGCAGGAUUAUGUUCACCAGGAUCUCAAGAAGUUCUUACCAUCUCUGGCUGAAGAUAUUCAAAUCCAUUUAGUUGAAGCUUUGCCGAUUGUUCUUAACAUGUUCGAGAAAAAACUGUCUUCGUAUGCUCAGUCGGUUUUGAGGAAAACAUCCAUCAAAAUCCAUUUAAAGACGGCCGUGGGUAAGGUCGAGGAGAAACAUUUGAUUGCAAAGACUAAAAAUGAUGAUGGAUCAGUAACAGAAGAAAUUAUCCCAUACGGGACAUUGAUUUGGGCCACUGGUAAUAAAGCUAGGCCAAUUGUUACCGAUCUUUUCAAGAAGAUUCCUGAACAAAAUAGUUGCACAAGAGCCCUUGCGGUGAAUCAAUUCUUACAAGUCAAAGGUUCGAAUAAUAUUUUUGCUGUUGGUGAUAAUGCAUUUGCAGGUUUACCACCCACUGCUCAAGUGGCUCAUCAAGAGGCCGAAUACUUAGCUAAGAACUUCGAUAAAAUGGCUCAAUUACCCGAUUUUCAUGCUAAGUUGACUAACGAAACUUCAAAACCUGAUUUACUAUUCGAAAAAAAUGGCUUUAAACCUUUCAACUAUGUUCAUUAUGGUGCUUUAGCCUACCUGGGUGCCGAAAAGGCAAUCGCCAAUAUUACUUAUGGCAAGCGCUCCUUCUAUACUGGCGGAGGUUUGAUUACCUUUUACAUUUGGAGAAUCCUAUAUCUGACAAUGAUUUUAUCUGCAAGGUCAAGAUUUAAGGUCAUUGCUGAUUGGAUGAAAUUAGCUUUCUUCAAGAGAGACUUCUUCAAGGGAUUAUAA